UUUUCCUCCUUACUCCGCCCGGGAUGCUUUGCACAUGUCAACCAUCGGUCAGUUAGACGAGCUCCCGCGAGAAGCGCUGCUGAACGCGAGAGAGGCGUGUAGAGGAGCGAGUUGCACUGCGAGUUCUAGACAGGCUGUGAGCGAUAAGGCAUUGCAGAAGAACAGGCAACCGAGUGAACAAACCGGAGAUCAAAAAAAAAAAAAAAAAAAAAAAAACCUGUCUUGGAUCGCUGCAACCACCGUCUAUCUUACUCCUACUGUUAACUUUUCAAACGCACCUGGAUCUUUGCAACUGAGUGCGCCUGCAUGUAAUUUUUACGUUUAAAUUGUUUUUAAAAAGCAGAAGUUCAGAUAAGUUGGUGUGUUCCUGCUCGUGCAGGGGAUUCGUUUCUGUAGGAAUGUCGCACAAGGAGAGACCCACUUUCUACCGACAGGAGGUCAACAAAACAAUCUGGGAAGUCCCGCAGCGGUAUCAGAGUCUGUCGCCGGUUGGUUCUGGUGCUUACGGAACAGUAUGCUCCUCCACUGAUGUCACAUCAGACCUCAAGGUGGCUGUGAAGAAGCUUUCCAGACCUUUUCAAUCCAUCAUUCAUGCAAAGAGGACUUACAGAGAGCUGCGGCUGCUCAAACACAUGAAACACGAGAAUGUGAUUGGACUAUUGGAUGUUUUCACACCAGCAACAAGCCUGGAAGAAUUCAAUGAUGUGUACCUGGUGACAGACCUGAUGGGAGCAGAUCUGAACAACAUUGUGAAAUGUCAGAAGCUCACAGACGACCAUGUGCAGUUUCUAAUCUACCAGAUUCUCCGAGGUCUCAAGUAUAUACAUUCAGCUGAUAUAAUUCACAGAGAUCUGAAACCCAGUAAUUUGGCAGUAAACGAGGACUGCGAAUUGAAGAUUCUGGACUUUGGUCUGGCCCGUCACACGGAUGAUGAGAUGACAGGCUAUGUGGCGACGCGGUGGUACAGAGCCCCUGAGAUCAUGCUGAACUGGAUGCACUACAACCAGACAGGUGUGCGGCAGGGACAUGACUGUGCUCUGUCUGUGCAGUACACACACACACACACACACACAAACGCAUAUAUAUAUAUAUAUAUAUAUAUAUAUAUAUAUAUAUAUAUAUAUAUAUAUAUAUAUUGCAUGUGUACUCCUGUUUUAAAACCUGUGUUUCUUUUUGUAGUUGAUAUUUGGUCGGUCGGGUGCAUUAUGGCUGAGUUGCUCACCGGAAGGACCCUGUUCCCUGGCACAGAUCAUAUUGAUCAGUUGAAGCUAAUAAUGCUGCUCGUCGGGACCCCAGGGUCAGAGCUCUUGAUGAAACUAUCUUCAGAGUCUGCCAGAAAUUAUAUUAAAACUCUGCCUCACAUGCCAAAAAGGAACUUUGCAGAUGUGUUCAUUGGAGCCAAUCCAACAGCUGUCGACCUCCUGGAGAAGAUGCUGGUUCUGGACACAGAUAAGAGGAUCACGGCGGCCGAGGCGCUGGCACACCCCUACUUCACACAGUACCACGACCCCGACGACGAGCCGGAGGCAGAGCCCUACGAUCAGUCCUUCGAGAGCAGGGAGCUGGAGAUCGAGGAGUGGAAGAGGCUAACCUAUGAGGAAGUGAUCAGCUUUGAGCCGUCUCCUUUUGAUGCAGAUGAAAUGGAGUCUUGAGUUGCUGAAGUGCUGCUGCUGUUUCACACGCGUUUCGUUUUCCUGUCGCACUGCAAGGACUUUCUAACUCGCUGGACCUUUCCUAAACAUCAUUCAAGUGCCUGCUGUGUGUCAGUGGUGGGGGGCUCACUCUCUGUCUGGGUUAAAGGGUUGAGAAGGCUUCUAUACAGCUUGGACUGGGUUCUUCCUGCUUGUGGGUUAAACUCUUCUGUUUCAGGACUGGGACAAAGUAUUUUAUUUUGUAUUUUUGUUGUUUUCUACCAUAAACUUCACUAAGGGUUUUACAGAUGAGAGAAUGAUUAGUUUUUUUUUUUUUUAUGUAAUUGAAUUAGGUCAUCUGGAAAGGCUGGUUAGUUGUUUCUCUUUCUUCUGGAGCAUACAGCUACAGUAAUUAGACGGUUCCCUUUCCAUCUAUGGUGUCGUUUUAUUUGUAAACGCCGGAGUUGCAAAUGGGAUUAGGUGCCAUGAGCUGCCAGUAGAUAUGGCAGUCUGUGUGACUUGUGUAAUGUGCACCACACCAGGGAUGUGGCUCUGAACACAGUAAUAUUAAACACCACAGCAGUAAUAUUGUACUUCGUUCACUCGAAGAAGAGAAGAGACGUCCUCUUGUAAUAUGCAAGCCAAUUCAUACUGGUAUUGUGUUUUUAUAAUUUUGCGCUAUUUGGAAUUGUCACAGUAUUAUAAAUUGAAUGCAAGUGAAAUACUUUGCAGAAUAGUGCUAGGAACGAUCUUAAAUUGCAGUUUGGAGGGAGUUCAUUUUUUUUAAAUGCAAAUGAUCAGAUGAAAGGGUAAAUGGUAGAAAGACACCUGUGUGUGUGUGAUUUGUGUUUUUUUAUUGAAUAUUGUGCAAUUCAUUUUAAACAGGUUCAUUCUCAUGUUGGAGGUUUCCAGUUCAAUUUUGAUUUCAAAGCUUAACAUAUCGUGUGUGUGUGUGUGUGAGAGAGAGAGUAAUCCUUAAGGAAUAUGCUGUUUUCAAAGUAAAACAAUUUGUCCCAGUUUCUCUUGUGCAUUUUACCAUGUCAGGUCACUGUGACUGUUCAGUAUUUUCUAUGUUAAGCUUUUGCAAGCACUUGUAAUUCAGAUAUAUGUUUGUAAGCCUUCAUAUUAAUGUAAUAGUGCAUGCACACUGUGUACACAGACCUGGGGAGCCCUCUUGAGCUUGAGCCAGGGUGCACCUCUCGCUUUAUCUUAGAAAAGUUUGUUAUUUGAAAGUAAACACUUGUUUUUCUUUUAUUAAUAUUAUUAUUAAUAUAAAUUAGUGGUUUGAAGAACCUGAAACUUCAUUUUGGGGUGGGCAAUCAGAAGAGAGACCAAAAAUCUGAGAUUGCAAACAGAGAAGCUGAAUGCAUUUCUUUAUAUAAACUGGUGAAGCGAUUUAAGGAGAGUGCUUUACUUGUUUCCACGAUCGCGCACCGCACCCUCUCGCACGCUACAGGACAGGCCUGGGGUCUGCUUCUCAAGUUCUUGCAGAUGUGUCUCCGUAGUUUUGACACGAGACACGCUCAAUCCCAGCAAAAUCCAUUCAGGUAUAAAUAGAAUAUUUACAAAAUGCAGUUCAGGAUGUACAUACAUAGAUCAGUUGUUUGGGGAGGGAGGGGUAGUUUUUUUUCAUUGUAAGAUGUCCUUUACUCGAUCCUGUAAAGCAAUAUCUCUGACGAGCAUGUCUUUUCUUUUUGAUGUGUGUGUGUAUGUAUAAGGGAUUCGGAAUGGGAAUGUUUUAAUAGUGAAAAUGUAAAAAAAAAAAAAAGGUAAAAUACAAUAAAAUGAAAAAGUUAGCAUAACAAGUAUUUAUAAAUGGGUGCGUCAACACAAUGUUCGUUUUUUGGUUUUUUUUUAGAAUACACUUCCAUUAUGCAGAGAUUAAAACUCCUGUUCUAUUGUGUACUCGUAACGAUUCAUUGUCCUGUUAAGUGAUGCAAUCUAGAGUAACCAUGCAGUACCACUGUUUCAAAAUAAAUAAAGGCAAUUAUUUUUCAAA
Acipenser ruthenus (sterlet) is the source of this 3630-nucleotide messenger RNA. Its product is annotated as mitogen-activated protein kinase 14A-like. Gene Ontology annotation, molecular function: MAP kinase activity; ATP binding. Gene Ontology annotation, cellular component: nucleus; cytoplasm. The transcript has 11 exons. The coding region runs from base 399 to 1652 and encodes 417 amino acids. NCBI's taxonomy places the organism in Eukaryota, Metazoa, Chordata, Actinopteri, Acipenseriformes, Acipenseridae. Gene Ontology annotation, biological process: protein phosphorylation; intracellular signal transduction. The record is from RefSeq and is a predicted model, not a curated record.